Onychostoma macrolepis is the source of this 2334-nucleotide messenger RNA. RefSeq lists its product as uncharacterized. Gene Ontology annotation, cellular component: catenin complex; adherens junction. The coding region runs from base 64 to 2286 and encodes 740 amino acids. Lineage: Eukaryota; Metazoa; Chordata; Actinopteri; Cypriniformes; Cyprinidae. Gene Ontology annotation, biological process: cell migration; cell-cell adhesion. Gene Ontology annotation, molecular function: actin filament binding; beta-catenin binding. The transcript is spliced from 5 exons. The record is from RefSeq and is a predicted model, not a curated record.
UCUAAAUCUGUCAUACAGCUCCAUAAUAUUGAUUUGCUGCCUCUCUUGUGUGAAGUUGUCUGCAUGACCAAAGGUAAAGAUGUGGAGGCUCUUAACAUGGCUUGCACUGGAGUUCUAGGACUCUCAAACAGCUAUGCCCAAGCUACAAGAGAAGCCACCAGUGUCAUAGACACAGCUGAUAGUGAGGAAGUGGAAAGUCUGCGGUCCAAACUCGUGUCCUUGACACCCAUGCUUGUCCAGACAGCGCAGGAAACAGCCAUGAGUUCAGCCAUGAGUACAGAUAGCAUUUAUAAACACAGUACGGACUUCUCUGACCUCAUCAAAAAUGCCCAUAAGAUAUUGCUGCCAGUGGCAGGGAUGUGGUACCAUGCCGUUUACUCCAUGUUCCAAAACUAUGUACCCAAUAUGUUGGAGUCCAUCACACAGGAACUCACCGAGGUCAUGUGUUUAUGUGCAGAUGCCGUGCAACUUGUGAUAUCAGCGGAUAUAAAGGUGAUGGGUGAGUGUCAUGAGAGUAUAAUGUCUUUGCAGAGCAAGCUCCAAAAAGCUCAAACCAACACUAAGAAUCUUACAGACGUAGUGGGUUCAAGACCAACUCAAACUGAUGAACUUGACGGCCUCUGCAUGCUUUGGGCCUUGUCUGUCCAAGUACUGUUGAACUCAUUGGAUAAGGUUGUGGGAACAGUUACGACUGAUGGUAAGGGGCACAUGAUCACACAUCAAAUGACACCCAAAAAAUGGUUGUCAGUAAUGUCUGAGAACUCACUUCGCAUACAAGAAGCUGCGAGACUGUCUUCUUUGAACUGUCGAGACAGCUAUAAAGUUAAACUGCUAGGAGAACUACAAGAAGACGUGAAGACACUUACAGAGUCCUACCUUCAGGCUGGUGAAGAAGUUGGUACGGUGUCCCUCUCAAGUGUCCUGAUGCUGGCAAAAUCAGAGCUACUUCAGAGACAGCUUCAGAUUAAAAUGAAAGCACUCUCUUGUCUCCUGAGCAAAGUUAACCAUGACUAUGUGACGGCCGUUCAAGAUACUAUUGCUUUGGCAUGCUCGGUCCAAACAAAAGAUAGCGACAGGGAAACUGAAGACACUCUGGCACAGUUUGAAAGUGCUGCAGAAUUGCUUAUGCAGAAUGUUAAAAGUGCCACAGAGUCCAUUCAGGACUGCUUCAAUUUCAUUAGAGACCCAAAAGAAAGGUCCAAUCUGAGAUUCAUCAAUGACCACUUGACAUUUCAGAUGUCAGACAUUGUGAGUAGAGCCAGACUGAUAGCAGAGACGCAAACUCUUGGAGACACUCUCACCCUUGAUAUUCAGUCACAGUGCUGGUCAGCAAAGGCACAUUACCUUGUUGAAGAAAUUUGUAGAGUAGAUGGAAUUCUUGCGGUCACAAAGGAACAGAUCAAGUGUAGUUUGCAGGGCAAAGUGUCUAGUGGAGUCUCCCAGACACCAAGUUUCACAAAAAAGGCAACAAUACAUCCUCUAUCCACAAAUAAUCAAGGUCCUACUAAAAGCAAACCAAGUACCAGUGUCCAAGAUGUGUCCAGUCAGGAACCAAAUAAGGAAGAGACAUCCCAGAGGAGCCCAAGAGGUCCUGUGUUCAACUUAGUAGAUACGACCCUCUCUUACACUUCUCUCUUUCUGAAACGAGAGACUGAGAAGUGGGAUGACCAGGGUAACCAGAUUGUCAAGGUGACAAAAGAAAUGGCAGAUAAACUCUAUCACAUGGCCCAGUACCUAAAGAAGAAAGGGCCAAUCCAGACCAAAGAUGCUUUUGUAACAUCUGCAAAAGAUCUUGUCUCAAGCGGCCAGUCAAUCACCCAGUUUGUGCGUGUCAUAGCAGACCACUGUCUGGACAAGCAUUGCACCGAGGAGCUCUUUGUCAUUGCAGAGCAGAUUCUGACCAUUUCCAACCAACUUACCAUCAUUUCAAGGGGUGCAUGGUGUCUCUCCAGUGUUAAUGCAGUUACUCCUGGGUGCAAAUCAUCAGAUGAGAUCCUGGUGAAGAAUGCACAGAAUCUACUCCAGACAGUUAUCCAAGGAGUACGAGCAGCAGAGGCUGCCUGCAUCAGGGGUUUGAAACAGCCUGAGCCAAACUCAGAAGCAGCAAAGGCAGCAGCGUUCUGUUUCCAGUGGAAAAAGAGUCUCCUUAUGCACCGAGCUCAAGAACAGCUUAACCCAGAAACUGAUGAUUUGGGUCUACGUAGGACCUUCCCACAUUCAACAGCGCCCAGCCUUGCACCACCUAUCCAUGUGUUAGAUAAAUACAAACGAGUAAACACAAAAUAAAGGGUCUUCAUUUUGCCUGUAACUUUUGAUAUUCUGUUGUCUGUGAAC